ACGGCCAAGAUCCAUUCACAAAAAGUGGAAAAUCAACGGUCAUAAAUGAGCACCCUUUUCUAAGUUGUAAAACGCGAUUUCGACGGAAGUACAGAAAUUCACACAGUGUGAAAAAGCAGAUCGACCGAAACCCUAAUCUCUCCUUUCGCUGCGUUGAGAAGUUUCUUACUAAUGGCUGAAGCAAAAUCAACUAUGAGGAAACCAGUGUUCACAAAAGUUGAUCAGCUGCGGCCUGGCACCAGUGGGCAUAAUCUCACUGUGAAGGUUGUUAGCGCGAAGACGGUACUGCAGAAGGGCCGUCCAGAUGGCCCCCAAGUACGCCAAAUGCGGAUUUCUGAGUGCUUGGUUGGUGAUGAAACUGGGACAAUUGUAUUUACUGCAAGGAAUGAACAAGUGGAAUUGAUGCAGACUGAUGCUACUGUUAUUUUGCGCAAUGCGAAAAUCGACAUGUUUAAGGGGUCAAUGAGGCUUGCUGUGGAUAAGUGGGGCCGCGUAGAACUGACCGAACCAGCCAGCUUCGCUGUUAAAGAGGAUAAUAACCUGUCAUUGGUUGAAUAUGAACUGGUCAACGUGGUCGAAGAGUGACUCAUAAAAAUGUAGUCACUCCUACUAAUCUGGGGCCAAAACAACUGAAUCAGGCAAAAGAAAGUGGGGUUUGUGGUUUAUGAGAUUGGCAAAGCAAUGUUUAAGUUAUUUUCCAGAUCAUUCUGUUCGCACAGUUCCUGGGAAAGUCCUGUUUAGGAAGAAAAUCUUGGAGUCAAGUCUAAAAGAGAAGUGCAAUCGUAUCGGGGAGGCCUUCAAAGGUAGCUAGUGGAACAAGUUGUCUUAACGCCACUGGUGCACAGUCGGUUGAGAACUUGCUUUGGUUGUUUCUUUAUGUUAAACGUGGAUUACUCUCGUUCUGGGUGGUAGAGAGACUAUUUUGGUUCGUAUAGUUUUAUUAGUGUUGAGUUUAAUGACGGUUUGCCCGUGUUUCAUAUUUAUGGAUUUGAUCUGUUGGAUGUGUGAAAA
Molecule: messenger RNA, 1011 nt
Organism: Rhododendron vialii
Lineage: Eukaryota; Viridiplantae; Streptophyta; Magnoliopsida; Ericales; Ericaceae
Exons: 3
Coding region: 172-585 (137 amino acids)
Source: RefSeq, a predicted model, not a curated record